Lasiosphaeria miniovina is the source of this 5721-nucleotide messenger RNA. RefSeq lists its product as uncharacterized. The record is from RefSeq and is a predicted model, not a curated record. The transcript is spliced from 2 exons. Gene Ontology annotation, molecular function: phosphorelay sensor kinase activity; protein binding. Gene Ontology annotation, biological process: phosphorylation; phosphorelay signal transduction system. The coding region runs from base 1 to 5721 and encodes 1906 amino acids. Lineage: Eukaryota; Fungi; Ascomycota; Sordariomycetes; Sordariales; Lasiosphaeriaceae.
AUGCAUGCAGGGGUUGGGGCAGGGGACGCGCAGCGGCAGCUGAACGAGUAUCGUGAUCAGCUGGCACGCCAGAUGGAGCGGAAAGACUUGCCGACAAGAGGCUCGAUGGCGUCGCUUACCUCGGGCCCAAAGCGCAUAUCGCCAAUACAGGAAGAGACAUCCGUCUCGCCGCCAACGUCGCAGCUCGAGUCGACGCCCACAACCACAUCAACCGAGUCUGGCAAGACGGUCCGGGGAGAACAGACGCCGGGCCCCGUAGCCGGCACGCCGUCCUACCCUUUCCCGCGCAUGGCGUCGCCCGGCUACGUCAACCACUCCCUGCACCGGCCGUUUACCACGCUCUCGCCCACUGUUCCCCCGCCAGGAACGCAGGCUCUAUUUGAGGAUCUCGUCGGCCACGACAACAUGCGGUCAAAGCCGACUUCGCCGGCCUCGGCCAGGACAUUUUUGCCCCACGGCCACACCCACCCCGAGGGCCAAUUUGACUUCCAAACACCCAACCUUUACGAUCUCUCAUUGAUGCUCUCUGCCGAGCCUGGACUGGAUGCGUGGUGGAAUACCGUUGUCCAGAUCAUGGUCGAGGUCUACAGGGCCGAAAGGGUCACCUUGGCCAUCCCUGCCGAUUCCACAGACAUUGAAAACGUCCCUUGGGGCCAAAAGGCGACCUACAACUCGCAUCGCGAAGACGACUUGAGUCUAGGUUAUCUUGCCAGAGGCUCGAGCCUUAUGCCCAGCAGUACUGGCGAGUUCUCGGAGCCCGCCUCCCAGUGGGACGAUUCACCGAGACAGCAGGGAGCAGGGCGUCCCGGCCUACAAAGCCGGCAUUCCUUCACAUCCUACGAGGAUAAGAAAGAGAUGGGAACCCCAAGCGGGCGGGCGACAACACCUUUGCGCCGGCCCGAUCUUGGAAGGAGCAAAACAACUCACCCAAUGUCCACGCUGGAGCAGUCAUCUGGAGGCUACGAGAAACACAUGGAUCUUAACCGCCAGGCGCUCGAGGAACAUGACGCGUUGGAGGACCAGCAGAAGAUUCCAAGCUGGGAGGUACCGUCUACGACUCGUGGAGACGGCCACGGCAAAGUCUUGAACGUCUUACAAGCCCUCAACUACGAAGCCGAUCCUCUGAUUGACCACAACGGCGUGAUUCGUGUCCUCGACCGCGGCCGCGUCGUUGCACUAACCCGAACUUAUCCCUACCUCGGCCAGCAGACUGAGAGGAAGGAAUUCGACCCCUUGUCCACCGGCCCCGCCGCAACACCUGGAGGGGAGCGAAGGAAGGUUAGGGGGCAGCAGUCCAACUCAUCCUCGAAACUCUCGUCACUUCUAGGCAGCGCUUCGCUGGAAUCGGCCAAUGUGCGCUCCUCCAAGGGCCAGGGGCCUGAGAAAAGGGCCACGGGAAUCGCGUCUCGACUCGACGAGGACAUUCCGAGACCAAAAACACCUAGGUAUGAGGAGCACGAACAAGCCUCCCCCUCUCCAUGGUCGCAAUCUCCUGCGCCGUCUCCCGCCGUGCGAGCCGACCCCAGCGAGAACCCAUUCUUCACCGAUGCAACGGUUGACGAGGAGUCGUUUAACCCGUCCUCGGCCGCCUUUGACUACACGGCUCUCAGGCCACCCGAGGCAAUUGGCAUGGACAACUCGUGGACGGUGUUGCAUAUUCCUCUGACCCACGUCCUGCUGUCAAAGCCCAAUCCUGCCUUCAAGCUGGACCCUGCGUUCAUGGCCCAACGGAUUUCACGAAACAAGGCUGGGGAGGGCCACGCAACCCCGCUCCCUUCCCCAGAUCCCGUCCAGAAGCAGAAGCACGCACCAAUUGCCAUCAUAUCCAUUCUGAGCCCUGUCAUUCCGUACCCUUCAAACCUUCGGCACUCAUUAGAGCACCUUGGUCCUCACCUGGCCACCUCGUUUUCCCUCUGCCGUCACUACACGAACUUGGAGCUGGAACUGAGUGGUCUGCAGAAGCGAAGGCCGCCGACGGCAGGCUUCGGCGCACUGGGUCCUGACGGGCGGCCGCUGGCUAAUGCAGCAGCACUAGCUUCUCUAGGGUACCUCCCCAGCGAAGAUGUGUUCCGGGGGUCUAUGGCGGGUAGUCUCACGAGUCCUAGCGACUACUCGGGCCCGGUGCGCAGUGCAGGGGGCUCUCCUGGUGGAACACCCACGUGGGAUACCUCUGCUUUGGGUUUGGUGAUGGAAAGGCGCACGCCUAGCUCCAGUCCAGCCCCUGUAGGCGGCGACAGUUAUUUCAGCACCAAGCCGAGGCCAGGGACAGGUGCGGGCAGUGGAGGCCAGCGUACGCGGCGGAACUCGCGAGAGGCUAUACUUGCAGAAAAGCGACCCUCAUCGCGGCUGUCUGGCGGUAAAGGACAAUUACAGGACAACGGGCCGCUCAGUCCCGCCCUCCCUGACAAUCUGACAGGCACAGACUACCUGAACCGGGAUGCCGAAGAAUUGACGUCCCAACAAAGACGUCAUGUUUCACAACCAAGCCCCAGGGAAGAGAGAGCACCGCCUUUAGGGUCGCAGCCAGCCAUGAACGAGAACCAGAGGAGGUCGGAUGCUUCUCCAUUGCAGGCACAGCAUCGACAUACGCAGCUGCACUCUUACGGGGCAGACUUUGCAUCCACAUUUCAGUCGCUCCCGCCCAGCUCGAGCAUUGGUAGAGGCGUCCCGCUACCGCCAGCACCGUCGCGGAGCGGGUCCAUCUCACAUUCGGAGAUGACCCCACCGUCCGACAAACUGAAAGGCCUCAUUCUAGACUCGCUACCUGCCCAUGUUUUCGUCGCCCUCCCGCAGACAGGCGAGAUAGUCUGGGUAAACAGCCGGUUCCUAACGUACCGGGGGCAGACGUCGAGCGACUUGGCGGCCGACACCUGGGGGAGCUUUCACCCAGAUGACCGCGAGGAGUACCUUCGUGCCUGGAGCCAAUCUGUCCGGACCGGCGAACAGUUCUCGCGAACCGUCCGGAUCCGGCGUUUUGACGGGGCCUACCGCUGGUUCCAAGCCCGUGCCGUUGCCUCCAAGGACAAGCGGGGCGUCAUUCUGCAAUUCCUGGGGUCCUACAUGGACAUCCACGACAAAUACAUUGCCGAGCUGAGAGCAGCGCGACAGGAGCAGAUUGAAGCUUCCGAGGCCAAGCACCGCCUACUCGCCAACCUGAUCCCGCAAAUCAUCUUCACCGCCACUGAGGAUGAGGGCAUCACAUUUGCCAAUGAGCAGUGGCUGUCCUACACAGGCCAGAGCUUCGGCGACGCGUUGGGCUUGGGAUUCAUGGACUAUGUGCACCCUGACGACCUCGCCAAAUGCCGGAUACCGAACGACAGGCCGCCAACGCCCCUCUUUAGCAAAGGACAUGAGCACUCGGGCUCGACUGGCAAGAUCUCGGUUGCCUCCGACGGCAACAUCCGAGGCGUGCACCAGGCGCUGUCGCGGAACAACAGCUCUAGCAGCGGCUCGGUGUACGAGCUCCAGAGCGCUAAUCUCGUCGAGCUCGCUAAGAAGGGGGUGAUCCGGGUCUCGACAGAUAGCAACGGCCGAGUUUCGUACACGACCGAAAUACGGCUGCGGUCCAAGAGUGGCGAGUAUCGGUGGCAUCUCGUUCGGUGUGUUGAGAUCGACAAUGUCGACUUUGGCAAUGGGGCUAGCUCGUUCUUUGGGUCUGCCACUGACAUUAACGACCUGAAGCUUCUCGAGACGAAGUUGAAGGAGGCGAUGGAAUCGAAAGGCCGUUUCCUAAGCAACAUGUCGCACGAGAUUAGGACACCUCUCAUUGGGAUAUCUGGCAUGGUCAGCUUCCUUCAGGACACGACGCUCAACGAAGAGCAGCGAGACUACACCAAUACGAUCCAGACCAGUGCUAACAGCCUGCUCAUGAUCAUCAAUGACAUCCUCGAUCUUUCCAAGGUUGAUGCCGGAAUGAUGAAGCUGAACUUUGAAUGGUUCCACACACGGUCCCUCAUCGAGGAUGUCAACGAGCUCGUGUCGACCAUGGCCAUUGCAAAGCGUCUUGAGCUCAACUACAUUGUCGAUGAAGAUGUCCCCGCAUGGGUUAAGGGGGACAAGGUGCGGAUUCGUCAGGUGUUGCUCAACGUCAUUGGUAAUGCUAUUAAGUUUACUAGUCAAGGAGAAGUCUUUAGCAGAUGUAAGGUUGCAACUCCUAAGGACAAGGAGCUUGCCGACGAUGAAAUCAUGCUCGAGUUCUCCAUCAUUGACACGGGUAGGGGUUUUACCGAAGAGGAGGCCGAGUUGAUAUUCAAGCCCUUCAGCCAGAUUGACGGGAGCAGCACUCGCCAGCACGGAGGGAGCGGGCUGGGUCUGGUAAUCUCGCGUCAGCUGGCCGAGCUUCACGGCGGCGGAAUGGAAGGGACGGCGGUCCCCGGCAAAGGAUCCACGUUUACCUUUUCGGCGAAAUUUGGGCUACCAACAGGCCAGGACCGCCCGGAUUUAUCGUCACCUCCCCAGCCGACACCGGGAUUGAUGAGAGACGUGCAUCUGACUUCUCAGCAACAAACGAUUGCUAGCAAGUUGCUUCAGAAGAUGUCGCCUGAGGCGAGCCCGUCGACAGAUGCCAACCCUAGAUCUCCGGCAGUAGUUUCUAGCAGCAGCUCAGAGCCGUCGGCGUUCUCGGACAGAACACAGCUGACCAAUCGCUCAUCCAUGUCUUCUAUCAAUGCAAGUGUCAAUGUUGGGUUGGCCCGGUUCAGUGAGGCCGCUCGGGCCAGCGGGCAAGAUCUGUCGCAGAUGAAGCUGGAGAUGCCGGCAGAUAGGUCCUCGUCUGGCACUACGCCUAUCGGAAACAGCGUCGUCACGCCUGCCGCCGCGAGCGAAUUCCGGCCCCCCAUGUACUCAAUCUUGAUCAUCUGCCCGCAGACACACAGCCGAGAAGCGACAACGAGGCACAUUGAGAUGACGCUGCCCAAGGACAUUCCGCAUCAGAUUUCAGCACUGUCGUCGGUAAAGGAGGCGGAGAAACUUAUUGGAGGCGACGACGCGGUUUUAUUUACCCACAUUGUCGUCAAUCUGCCGCUUCCACAGGACAUAAUCGAGCUGAUGGACGUAAUCAUGAGCUCUAACACUGUCGGCAAGGCUACGAUCCUCAUCCUUUCCGACUCGGUCCAGAGGCAGGCUGUGAUGAAGCAGGUGGCCAAUACCAAGUACGAAGAGAUGUUCUCGCAGGACAAGGUGUCGUACAUCUACAAGCCAGUCAAGCCCUCCCGGUUUGCCGUCAUCUUCGAUCCCGCCAAGGAACGUGAUCUCAGCAUAGACCGCAACCGGUCGACAGCACAGAAGCUAGUCGAAAAUCAGAAGCAGAGCUACGUCGAGGCGGAGAAGAAGAUGGGGAACAAGGGCUACAAGGUGCUCUUGGUCGAGGACAAUCCGGUAAACCAGAAGGUGCUGCAAAAGUACCUGAAGAAGGUGGGCAUUGCUGUCGAGCUUGCGGCAGACGGCGUCGAGUGUACCGAGACGGUAUUUUCCAAGCCCCACGAAUACUACUCUCUCAUCUUGUGUGAUCUACAUAUGCCACGCAAGGACGGGUACCAGGCUUGCCGCGAGAUACGUCAGUGGGAGGCGCGCGAGAAAUUACCAGCGGUGCCCAUCGUUGCGCUGUCGGCCAAUGUCAUGUCAGACGUGCAGGAGAAGUGCGUCGCGGCAGGGUUCAACGACUACGUGACCAAGCCGGUCGACUUUAUUGCCCUCAGCAACGCCCUCUCGCAGUUCCUCUGA